AUGAAGACCAUGAACACUGAGAAUGAGAAUCAGACUCCUCACUCGAAAGUGAUCUCAAAUGCAUCUUCAACUGGUACUAUCAAGCAAGGCUCUAUGGCCUCUUCCCUGGGUGUUAUCGACAUCGGUGUGAGCGAAAAUGCCUACAUCUUCAAUGUCGAACUCCCUGGCAUUGGGAAAAAUCAAAAUAAGAUCAAAUUUGAGAUUCAGAGGGACGGAAGAGUCUGCAUCCAAGGAGUGAUUCCUGAGACAACGAUCCCAAGUGAAUCUGGACGCUUAUACAGAAUGCAAGUGCAACAGACCUGCCCUCCAGGUCCAUUCUCCAUCGGGUUUAGUCUUCCGGGACCAGUGGAUCCUCGCUUGUGUUCUCCAAUGUUUCAACCUUGUGGGAUCCUUGAAGUUGUUGUCGUCAAGCUUGGAGUACGCAUCCCAACUUCAUAG
Messenger RNA from Microthlaspi erraticum, 438 nucleotides. The record is from the annotation of a GenBank genome assembly. Lineage: Eukaryota; Viridiplantae; Streptophyta; Magnoliopsida; Brassicales; Brassicaceae.